This is a messenger RNA of Pseudogymnoascus destructans, 4755 nucleotides long. It is a transcript of the gene VPS8, whose product is annotated as vacuolar sorting protein. Bases 1 to 4755 code for a protein of 1584 amino acids. Gene Ontology annotation, cellular component: late endosome; HOPS complex. NCBI's taxonomy places the organism in Eukaryota, Fungi, Ascomycota, Leotiomycetes, Thelebolales, Thelebolaceae. The record is from RefSeq and is a predicted model, not a curated record. The transcript has a single exon. Gene Ontology annotation, biological process: protein targeting to vacuole; endosomal vesicle fusion. Gene Ontology annotation, molecular function: protein binding.
AUGAGCUCCUCUUCGUCGGAGACAGAUGGGUCGGUAGCGGGGGCGGGAGAUAAUGGAAGGCCGGAGGAUAGAGGCGAUGAGGAAUGGGAGCAACAACAUAGUGAUGGAGGAGAGGGAAGGAUAUCAGAUAUGCUGGAGGAAGAAAUUGCUGCAAGCGCAGCUCCAGCUCGCACCGGGAAUGGGGCACAUGGCGACGGAUACGAGCAUAUGGAUGAGGCUGGGAGCGACUUUGGAGAUGUCUCCCCGGCUUACACUCCUAUAAGGAAUGGCAGCCCGGCUGAUUCAAUGAUGUCGAUCCCAGACGAUACACCUUCUGUCCAGGGCUCCGUUAUGUCCUCUUCAGAAAGCAGCGUCUUGCCAUCUAUGGCCUCUCGACAAAUGCUAGGCAGCCCCACGCCAUCCUUCAGACCAUUCGAUCGCCGAUUCUCGUCUCGUCUUGCUCCGCCAUCUGGUGUCUAUUCACCGAGAGCGUUGUCCCCGGCAUUUUACCCAUCGCAUUCGCGGCAGGUCUCGCUCAAUAGCCAGGUGCCUUUGGAUGGCGAGGAAGUCGAUACUCCCUCGCCGCCUUGGGAGGUCGUGCGUUGGACGAAGCUUAAGAAGAUGAAUGGGAAAACUUUCUCGGAGGUUGGGAAGAGGAAUUUUGGUACACCCACUUGUAUAGCUGUAUCUGCAUCUAUUGUUGUGGGGACUUCGAAGGGAAUAAUUCUGGUCUUCGACUAUCACCAAAACUUGAAAUCGAUCAUCGGACAAGGCACGAAAGCUGUGGAGUCUGGCGCUAUUAGCUCUAUAGCCAUAUCUGCCGACCAUUCCACCGUUGCUGGGGGGCAUGUCAAUGGAGAUAUAUUCACGUGGGAAAUAGCCAAAGCUUCUCGUCCGUUUCUGCAUAUCCCAGCAGUAGAAGUGUCGACAUUACACGCCCGAAGUCUCGACGGUCACGUUCCGAACGUCGCAAUCACCCACCUGGGGUUUCUAGGCACGAGACAUACGGCUAUCGUCUCAGCUGACGAUCGUGGGAUGGCAUUUUCGCAUCUUGCAACUCGAGGGACUGGUUCUGUAGGCCGCCGCGUAAAAACCACUCGGAUACUUGGCAGAUAUCCCAACGACUCUGCCAUGACGGGGAAGUCGCGGAAACCCAGCACUGUUCUGGCGUUUGCGUCUCUACCACUAGGUAAUGUGGAGCGCGUGACAGAUACGCUGGGGCUGACAGCUAUGUUAACGCCGUAUUUACUGGUUAUUGUUUCGACAACACCAGUUGCGGAAACUCAGCAUAAAGCUGCUCGGCCGAAAGAAAUCGCGGCUCACGGGGCCAUGAGUGGUUGCUUAGCAUGGUUCCCAGCUGUGAAGCUGAAAGUGAAAGACCCAGAAACUGGCGACACAGUGUCGAAGGUUAAACUGGUGUACUGCUGGUCUAAUGUCCUCACCAUCAUGGAUGUUGAAGAAUUCGAAGCGAAGGGCGAUAAACAGCCCAGCUUAAAUUUCAGAGCUCGAAGUCGCUGGAAGUCUGAUGAAGCAAUUGUUGCCGUCCAAUGGCUUAGCCGGUCGGUUUUGGCUGUUCUGACGAUAACCCAACGACUCAUUAUCCUGGAAGACCACACAAUGAGGAUGACCGAAGCAUUUGAUCUCCUUUACAAACAUAUUUAUCAUAAGGAUCUAUUUUCGGACCAGCUGCACAGUCUAGUUGAACAAUUAGACGAGGAUGAUUCAUCAAUGCACGGUGUGGUGGCAGAUGCGUUCUAUAUGAGCCUCAGAGCUUAUAAGGGCCGGAUGUUCCUUCUCGGCUUUAAUGACAUCUCGAUAGGAGCAGUAUCAAACUGGGCCGAUCGGCUGAUCGCCCUGAUGGAAAAUGGCGACUACAUUGGCGCGAUCAACCUGGCAACCUCUUAUUUCACAGGUGAUGCGGAUAAGCUUACCAUUGGCUUACCCGAGGACAGUGGAUUGAGACAUUCCAUUGUACGGGAUAAGCUCCUGGAGAUUAUGACCGCUUCUCUGAAAUUCGCUUUUGGGAGUAGUAAGACGUCGACCAGAAGAAGCGAAAGAGAGACGGAAUUAAAAGAACUCGCACAUGCUUGCUUUGCGGCUUCACUAGCCAUUGACGAUACAGACUAUCUUUUCGAUGAUGUAUAUGAAUGGUACGAACAUGGCGACUUCCUUGGAGUAUUUCUGGAGACUCUCGAGCCCUACAUAUUGGAAGAGGAGAUAACUUCGGUUCCGCCGAUUGUCGUAAAGUCUCUGGUCUCGCAUUUCGUCUCAGAGGGACUGGAAAGCCGAUUGGAAGAGAUACUGUGCCGCAUGGAGACUGCGACGUUCGAUAUAGAUCAAAUUACGGCACUGUGCAAACAGAACAACCUCUACGAUGCCUUGAUAUAUAUCUGGACCCAGGCUCUCGAUGACUAUAUCGCACCGUUAGUCUACCUAUUAAAAUUGCUAGUACCGCUAGUCCAGGAUGGUGGCCAUCUGGCGAACGGCGAGCUGAUGGACGAUCCCAAUGCGUUGAAAAUGUUCCCAUACAUGUCAUAUACCCUCACCGGGCGUGUGUAUCCUACGGGCCAGCCACUCACAGACGAACAGGCCCAAAAAGCAAAAUCGGAGAUCUACUGGUUUCUGUUCUCAGGGAACACAAUCACCUGGCCAGUUGGGAGCUCCAAGCCUUUCCUCACGAUGCCACAUGCGGAUGACGAGCCGUCGUUCCCCUAUCUUCGCAUGAUCUUGAAAUAUGACGCGCCCAGCCUAUUGAGUUCGCUGAACGAGGCAUUUGAGGACCCAUUUCUUAAUGACACGCAUGAUGAGGCUGAUCCAGCAGAAGCCGAUCCCGAUAUGCGCGAGGAGCAACUCUUUGGGCAAUCCGUUAAUCGCCAAUACAUUAUCAGCAUAUUGCUUGAGGUGAUGAAUCGAACGGACUUUGCUCCGGAGGAUACCAUAUACCUGGAUAUGUUCAUUGCGAGGAAUCUUCCGAAAUUCCCCCAGUACCUACUACUCUCAGGGUCGUCACUCCACAAACUCCUCACUGGGCUUUGCAACUAUCCCGGCGAUGAUAUAGCUGAUGAUGCUCAGCUGAGUGCCGAGUAUCUGCUAUCUAUUUAUCACCCAACAGAUAUCCAGUCUCUAAUACCCCUGUUUCGAAAAGCCAAAUUCUUCAGGGCGCUGAAGAAUGUAUACAAAUCCGCCAAGCAAUAUGGGCAACUUCUGCAAACAUAUUUCGAAGAUCCGGAGGAUCAAGAAUCGGUGUUUGAUGUUAUUGGCGACUGUCUGAGGGCUCACGGUGGCCCCAGCCCGAAGCAAAUCGAUGAUAUACACAGUGUUAUUCGAAGCCAUGCGAGAGACCUCGUGGCUAUCGAUGCCGUGAAGUCAGCACAAACAGUGGCGGAAUAUUGCCCAGAACUUCAUCAGGACAUCUUGGAGGCGCUGUCAGAAGAUCUGGAACACGAAUACCGGUAUCUCCAAGCCAUUCUCGAGCCCGAAAAGGUUGGAAGCCCUGAGGCUAAGCCAUUGCACGAUAAAUUAUUCAUCGAAAGAUAUGUCCUGCUCAUGUGUAGCUUUGAUGCGCUACAUGUGGCGGGGUAUGUGGAAGCUAUCCAAACAUCGGAUCUUCGCCUGGAUAAAGUCCUCCCAGCCAUGGAAGAUGGCGGCGUUGUUGAUGCUGCGGUAAUAUUAAUGGCUCGCGAGGGCCUCAUUGGGGACGCAAUGGAGAGACUGACUGAGCAUCUUGGCAAACUCGAAGGUGCACUUACAGGCCUACUGCAAUCGAACGACCAAGAUAUGCACCCGGACAAUCUCGAAGAGGCAGCAGAAGUUCUUCUUGAAUCGCUCCAGAAAUACACAGGUGUGGGGAUUUGGCUUUGUAAAAAGAACAGCAAAUCUUCAUCUGGUAAGGAAGUAAACGGGACGCAACGGAGAAAGUCAGCCGUUAAUACUGAGCUUAACUCUCAAGAAUCGCUCUGGCUCGAAUUAAUCGACGCAGUAGUGCAAAUCACCAAGAACAUAUCUUCCUCUCUGUUAAAUCUGGACGGGUUUCAAGCGACAAAUCUCGAUGGCGGGAAACUUCUCUUCAGCUUGCGCUCCCUGGUGCAAAGCACAUUUACAGCUCUUCUCACGGCUACGUCUGGCCCCUCUGGAGGCAACAUAUCGUUCCUCCGUAUCCUCCGCGCCUUCCUCACAAGAGCAUCCGUCUCAUCCCCCACCAUUACGGAUCUCCGAGCUGUAUUGACCUCUAUAUUCUCUGCAUACGCAUACGAAGAGAGCAUCCUUGGUCUUGCCAAUAGGCUACUCGACAAAGAUCUUUUCGUCAACGUUGAUUCUGCAUCCCACUUGCGCAAACGGGGGUGGAGGCCUCGCGGAUCAGUGUGCGAAGGAUGCCAUCGCCGAACCUGGGGCCCCGGCGUAGCUGGCGAUGUAUUGGGGCGGUGGGAAGGGAAGCAGGCUGCGGAGACCAUCAAGCGGGAGAAGCGGUGGUUACUGAAGUCUGGAGGAGGGGUUCGCGGGAAGGAGAGGGCGAAAUCACAGGUUGAGGCGAUGAGUAAUAUGGAUGGUAAAAAACCCAAGGGUUUUGACGGACAUGAGGAUGAUGAAGAUCGUGGGGAUGAUUUUAAUGGCCCGGUUGCAAGCAAGGCGUCGGAUUUGGGUCCGCUUAUUGUGUUUGCGUGCAGGCACUUGUACCAUCGGCAGUGUCUCGAAGCUGCACUUGCAAAGAAGGCGGAAGGGACUUGGAGAGAGCCUGUACAUGAUGGGAGGGAGUUUAGAUGUCCAAUAGAUGGAUAG